AUGAAUAGCAUUCGUCAGAUUCAAGAGCUUAAUAGACGUGAAUUGGAAAAUGGAGUCCCUCCAUCUGCAUCAUGGCACACAGACUAUCGCGAUACAGCUUAUAUUUAUAUCGGCGGACUCCCUUUUGAGCUUUCCGAAGGCGAUGUCUUAACUAUAUUCUCACAAUAUGGCGAACCUACAUACAUCAAUUUGGUGCGGGACAAAGAGACCGGAAAAUCCAAAGGUUUUGCUUUUUUGAAAUAUGAGGACCAGAGGAGCACGGAUUUAGCUGUCGAUAAUUUAGGAGGCGCAGUAAUUGCUGGGAGGACUUUGAAGGUAGAUCAUACGAGAUAUAAGAGGAAGGAGGGAGAAGAGGAUACUGGGAUGGAUCUGAAUGGAGGUUUAGAUGAUGAAGGGGACGAGCGGCGGAAGAGAAGAAGGACCAGUGCGGAGAGUGAGGGCAGUGAGGAUGAAGAAGAGCAGAGGCCGAUGCUUAAAGAGGAGAGGGAAUUGGCGCUUUUAAUUAGAGAUCAUGACGAGGAUGAUCCGAUGAAGGCAUUCUUAAUUGAGGAGAAAAAGGAAGAGGUCGCGAAGGCACUGGGGAGGGCGAAAGAGAGAAGUAAACCCGACAAGUCGGAAAAAAGCAGAAAGCAUAGACAUCACCAUAGGUCUAGAUACAUUAAGGAUGAGGAAGAUUUGGAUGGUAGUCAUCGAUCUCGGCAUAGAUCACAUGGUCACGAUAGAGAGCGGGAUCGAGAUCGCGAGUCCAGGAAGAGAUACCCAGAAGAUAAUAGAGAUAGGAGAUCGCGGCGAGAAUGGUCACCAAGAUAG
Messenger RNA from Sclerotinia sclerotiorum 1980 UF-70, 810 nucleotides. RefSeq lists its product as hypothetical. The coding region runs from base 1 to 810 and encodes 269 amino acids. Gene Ontology annotation, cellular component: precatalytic spliceosome; catalytic step 2 spliceosome; U2 snRNP. The transcript has 3 exons. The record is from RefSeq and is a predicted model, not a curated record. Gene Ontology annotation, molecular function: RNA binding. Lineage: Eukaryota; Fungi; Ascomycota; Leotiomycetes; Helotiales; Sclerotiniaceae. Gene Ontology annotation, biological process: mRNA splicing, via spliceosome.